UCACAAUGGCUGGACGAGUAGCUCUCGGGUUGCUGCUCAUAUCAAUUGUCGCCUUGGCAGAAGGCGCUAGAAUACUAACCAUCUUGCCAAGCGGUGGUAAAUCGCACGACAUCAUAGCAACCGCCUUCGGGAGAGUGCUUGCCGGUGCUGGCCACGAUGUGACUGUGAUAACGCCCUACGCUUCUAAGAAGCUGCCGAAGAAUUAUCGAGAAAUCGUGCUAACUGGAUUGCUUGAAAAAGCUAUGGAAGGUCAAGGUGCACCGAACUUUUUUGAUUGGAAGGGCGGAGUUAUAGGUUCAUCCUUUAUGUUGGUGAUGAUGUACGGAAUGAUGCCUGGCAAGAUGUACGAGUUAGCAAUGGAGCAUCCGAACGUUGUGAAUCUUUUGAAAUCUGAUGAAAAAUUUGAUGUUGUUCUGUUGGAGUCCUUCAUAACAGAGCAAUUCUAUGGAUUAGCGCAACACUUUGAUGCACAUCUGAUUACGUUUUCUGCAUUCGGAAACUCGCUAUGGACUAACGGCUUAGUUGGAUGUCCGCAUCCAACGUCGCACUUGGGACACUUUUUACUCAGCUACACCGAUCGCAUGACAUUUUGGGAACGGUUCAUAAACACUGCCUUCACUGAGUUCGAUCGGAUCUACUACAAUUGGUUCUAUUUGCCAACGCAGAAAAAAUACUACGAUUUGGCGUUUCCGAAUGCCAAACAAAGCUUCGAACAGCAGAUGAAAAAUGUUUCCCUAGUUUUUCUGAACACACAUUUCACACUAAGCAGUCCUAGACCUUAUCCACCCAACAUGAUCGAAGUCGGAGGAAUUCAAAUGGAUGAUCCAAAACCGUUACCGAAGGACUUAAAAACAUAUCUUGAUGAAGCCACGGAGGGAGUAGUCUAUUUCUGCAUGGGUUCCAACAUAAAAUCAAAGGAUCUCCCACCUGUGAAGCGAGACGCCUUCUUGAAGGCGUUCGGAAAACUGAAGCAGCGUGUUUUGUGGAAGUUUGAGGACGAAAAUCUUCCCAACAAGCCAGGAAAUGUAAAAAUCAGUCCCUGGGUUCCGCAGAGUGAUUUGUUGGCCCAUCCGAACGUGAAACUGUUCAUUACACAUGGAGGUAACCUCGGCACGACGGAAUCCUUGUACCACGGUAAACCGAUGGUGGGAAUACCGAUCUUCGGAGACCAAAUGAUGAACAUUGAAAAGUCCGUACGUGCUGGAUACGCCUUGCGACUCGAUUUGGAUGACAUUAGUGAGGAAACGGUGGGACGGGCUGUCAACAAGGUACUGAACGAUCCGUCAUACGCAAGAAAUGCGAAACUUGUGUCGGACCGGUUGAGAGAUCAACCGAUGACUCCGCGGCAAACCGUCGUUUAUUGGGUGGAAUACGUUCUGCGACAUGGUGGAGCACCGCAGCUACGUUCACCCGCAAUGGAAUUAUCCUAUUUACAGUACAAAUCACUCGAUGUGUACGCCGUAAUGCUGUUGCUGUUGGUGGUUAUUGUGGCAACUAAUGUGUUCCUCGCGAAGAAGUUAUACCGAAAAGUGUUCCGAAAGAGUUGUCCAGCUGGUGGAAAACAGAAGAAAGCCUAAUACGCUUGUUCCUUAGGGGAAGUGUUAUUUUAUGUGAUAGAAUUUAGGUAGAUUGAAUAAAUUGGUUUAAAAAUAGA
Messenger RNA from Wyeomyia smithii (pitcher-plant mosquito), 1654 nucleotides. Its product is annotated as UDP-glycosyltransferase UGT5-like. Bases 6 to 1577 code for a protein of 523 amino acids. Gene Ontology annotation, molecular function: UDP-glycosyltransferase activity. The record is from RefSeq and is a predicted model, not a curated record. Lineage: Eukaryota; Metazoa; Arthropoda; Insecta; Diptera; Culicidae. The transcript has 2 exons.